Messenger RNA from Miniopterus natalensis, 2724 nucleotides. Lineage: Eukaryota; Metazoa; Chordata; Mammalia; Chiroptera; Miniopteridae. The record is from RefSeq and is a predicted model, not a curated record.
CUGCUCUGGGCCCUGGGGCUCCUGGGGGCGGGCAGCCCCCUGCCCUUCCGGUCGCUUCCAGACACAGGUGGCACCAAGAAAGAGCAGGCAAUUCCAGAGAAGGCCCUGAGUGGGCCCUUGGAACCCCAGGUCCUUCAGGACAACCUCACACUCAGCCUAGCAGAGGUGCUUCAGACCAGUCGGCCUGAGACUUUUCGGAUCAAACUGGAAUUGGAUGGUGAGAGUCAUAUCCUGGAGCUGCUACAGAAUAGGGAGCUAGUCCCAGGCCACCCAACCCUGGUGUGGUACCAACCUGAUGGCACCAGGGUAGUCAGUGAGGGACACACUCUGGAGAACUGCUGCUACCAGGGAAGAGUGCAGGGCCAUGCAGACUCCUGGGCCUCCAUCUGCACCUGCUCUGGGCUCAGGGGCUUGGUGAUCCUGUCCCCAGAGAAAAGCUAUACCCUGGAGCUGAGACCUGGAGACCUUCAAGGUCUUCCCAUUAUCUCCCGGAUCCAAGACCUCCUCCUGCCAGGCCACACUUGCACCCUGAGCUGGCAUGAAUCAGUGUCCACUCAAGCUCCACCAAAGCAACCCCUGGGACAGCGUCACCUUCACCGGAGGAAGCGAGACGUGGUGACAGAGACCAAGGUUAUUGAGCUAGUGAUUGUAGCUGAUCAUUCGGAGGUCCAGAUGUACCCAGACUUCCAAUACUUGCUGAACCGCACACUGGAAGUGGCCCUCCUCGUGGACACAUUCUUCAGGCCCCUGAAUGUACGGGUGGUGCUAGUAGGCCUGGAGGCUUGGACCCAUGAAGACCCGAUAGAGAUAAGUCAAGACCCGGGUCUCACACUAGACAACUUCCUCCACUGGCGCCGGACCAACUUACUGCCUCGUUUGCCCCACGACAGUGCCCAGCUGGUGACAGCUACUUCAUUCUCUGGGCCCAUGGUGGGCAUGGCCAUUCAGAACUCCAUCUGUUCUCCUGACUUCUCGGGAGGUGUGAACAUGGAUCACUCCACAAGCAUCCUGGGAGUUGCCUCCUCAAUAGCCCAUGAGUUGGGCCACAGCCUGGGCCUAGACCACGAUCCACCUGGAAACAGCUGCCCCUGUCCAGGCCCAGCCCCAGCCAAGAGCUGCAUCAUGGAGGCCUCCACAGACUUCCUGCCAGGCCUGAACUUCAGCAACUGCAGCCGAAGGGCCCUGGAGAAAGCCCUCCUAGACGGGAUGGGCAGCUGCCUCUUUGAACAACUGCCCCGCCUAUCCUCCAUGGCUACUGACUGUGGAAAUAAGAUUGUGGAGCUGAGCAACCAGUACAACUGUGACUUCCCAGAUGACUGCACCGAUUCCUGCUGUGAUUACUUCACCUGCCAGCUGAGGCCAGGGGCACAGUGUGCAUCUGAUGGACCCUGUUGUCAUAACUGCCAGCUGCGCCCGGCUGGCUGGCAGUGCCGUCCAACGAGAGGUGACUGUGACUUGCCCGAGUUCUGCCCAGGAGACAGCUCCCAGUGCCCUCCUGAUAUCAGUCUGGGGGAUGGCGAGCCGUGUGAUGGUGGACAGGCUGUGUGCAUGCAAGGGCGUUGUGCCUCAUAUGCCCAACAAUGCCAGGCUCUUUGGGGACCUGGGGCCCAGCCUGCCACACCGCUUUGCCUCCUCACUGCCAAUACUCGGGGGGAUGCCUUUGGGAGCUGUGGGCGCAGCCCUACUGGCAGCUACGUGUCCUGUGACCCUAGAGAUGCCAUUUGCGGGCAGCUCCAGUGCCAGGGGGGCAUGGCCCAGCCUCUGCUGGGCUCAGCCCGGAGCCUGCACUGGGAGAUACUAGAAGCCAACGGGACACAGCUGAAUUGCAGCUGGGUACACCUGGACCUGGGCAACGAUGUGGCCCAGCCCCUCCUGACUCUACCUGGCACAGCCUGUGGCCCUGGCCUGGUGUGCAUUGACCAUCGAUGCCAGCCCGUGGAUCUCCUAGGAGCACAGGAAUGUCGAAGCAAAUGCCAUGGCCAUGGGGUCUGCAACAGCAAUAGGCACUGCCACUGUGAGGAGGGCUGGGCACCCCCUGACUGCAGUGCCCGGAUCAGAGCCUCCAGCUCCCUGACCACAGGGCUGCCCCUCAGCCUCCUGUUGUUGCUGAUCUUGGUGCUGCUUGGUGCCAGCUACUGGUACCGUGCCCGCCUGCGCCAGCGACUCUGCCAGCUUAAGGGACCCAGCUGCCAAUACAGGGCAGCCCAGUCUGGUCCCCCAGAACGCCCAGGACCCCCGCAGAGGGCCCCACUGAUGCCAGGUGUCAAGUCUCAGGGGCCUGCCAAGCCCCCACCCCCAAGGAAGCCACUCCCUGCCGACCCCCAGAGCCUGCGACCUUCAAGUGACCAGCCUGGUCCAGGAGCUGGAAUUCCACCUCUAGUGGUACCCUCCAGGCCUGCACCGCUGCCCCCAGCUGUGUCCUCCCUCUACCUCUGACCUCUUCAGAAGUUCCACCUGCCUCCAACCCAACUUAGGACUUAAAGAAGCAAGGGACCAUCCCUGGAGUACCCCACCACCACCACCACCACCGAGGUGAUGGAAGGAGCCAGAGCCUGGAUGCAAAGGAGAGGCGUUUUAAGGCACCUCCACAAGCAUGGAGCAGCCCCUGGGGACCUGCCCACGCAGUUGCAGAUGGGGGUUAGGGAGAGCUGGGCGCUGGACCUGGCUGAGGGAGGUGUGCACAGCCUGUCUCUGUUCAGUUGUAAUAAACGGAAGAUCUUGGGA